Episyrphus balteatus (marmalade hoverfly) is the source of this 4059-nucleotide messenger RNA. It is a transcript of the gene mle, whose product is annotated as dosage compensation regulator. NCBI's taxonomy places the organism in Eukaryota, Metazoa, Arthropoda, Insecta, Diptera, Syrphidae. Gene Ontology annotation, molecular function: ATP binding; double-stranded RNA binding; 3'-5' DNA helicase activity. The record is from RefSeq and is a predicted model, not a curated record. Gene Ontology annotation, cellular component: nucleolus; intracellular anatomical structure; ribonucleoprotein complex. The transcript is spliced from 6 exons. Gene Ontology annotation, biological process: positive regulation of transcription by RNA polymerase II; regulation of mRNA processing. The coding region runs from base 136 to 3966 and encodes 1276 amino acids.
UUGAAGAAUAUUUUAUAGCCGGCAGGGUGACUUUUCAAGAGGCGCCCCAGAAAAUUCUUCAAGAAAAUAAAUUCUAUUAUAAAAUAAAGCAUUUACAUAAAAUAUUAAGCAUUUUAAUAUUAAAAAUAACCAAUAAUGACUGAUGCAAAAUCAUUUUUCCAUGAGUGGUGUGCUAAAAAUAAAACCGAACCAACAUUCGAUGUUCGUCCAACUGGACCCAAGCAUCGUCAGCGUUUUCUCUGCGAAGUUCGUGUUUCUCCAUUUCCCUAUGUAGCUGCUGGUAACUCGACGAAUAAAAAAGAUGCCGAGCGCAAUGCAGCUCGAGAUUUCAUAAACUUUCUCGUUCGAAGUGGAAAAAUACCCGCCAAUGAGGUGCCAAGUGAUCUUGGCCUUGGUGCCGGAGGCGGUGGAGGUAAUCAGUCGGGCGGGGGUGAUAAUGGCGGCGGUGGUGGUGACAAUAGCUUUGGUGGAGGAAACCAACAAAACCGACGAGUCUUUUCCGACAACAUGGGUCCACAGGAUUUGGGACAGGCUUACAGGCCGAUGGAAAAUCGUGAAUUCAAUUUCAUUGAUCGCGCCCAGCAACAACUCAAAAUGGAGGAAGCCGAGUCACUUGAUGUCAAUGCGGCAAUUCAUGGUAAUUGGACGAUUGAGAAUGCCAAAGCCAAGUUGCAUCAAUUCAUGCAAAUGAAUAAGAUCCAAGCUGAUUACAAAUACACUGCUGUUGGACCAGAUCACUCGAGGAGUUUCAUGGCUGAAAUGCACAUCUAUGUUCGCGAACUAAAACGUAACAUAACUUCACGCGAAACCGGAUCGAACAAACAGUCGGCAAGUAAAUCGUGUGCUUUGUCACUUGUCCGUCAGUUGUACCAUUUGGGUGUAAUUGAGUCUUUUUCGGGAACUUUGAAGCAACGCAAGGAUGAUGAGGAGUUGAAACCAUAUCAAAUUAACGUUAAUCCAGACCUUAUUGCUGAGGUAGAGAAUGUAGUUAAGGAAUUGGGUUUGCCAAUUGCCAGUCCAUCAGGGUGUCCUGAUGAGAACACUCCAAUUAAUUUAUUGGUUGGCGUGAAGAGUGAAACUCAAAGAAAGGUGAAUGAUUCCCAAAUUCAAGGUGCAGUUAUUCCAUGGGCUCCACCACAGCCAAACUGGAAUGCUUGGAACGCCUGUAACAUCGAUGAAGGAUACUUGGCAAAUGCAAGUUUGGAUGAGCUUUGCAGUGACUUGGAGGCUACAUCUAAGGAAAAGCGAAUGAACAAUCCUGAAUUUCAGAAAUUCAUCGAGUUCCGUGAAAAACUUCCAAUAUCUGCAAUGCGAAGUGAAAUCAUGACAGCAAUCAAUGAUUGUCCAGUGGUUAUCAUUCGCGGUAACACUGGUUGCGGUAAAACCACACAAAUUGCUCAGUACAUUUUGGAGGACUACAUAAGUUCUGGUCAAGGAGCCUGGUGCAACAUCUAUGUCACCCAACCACGUCGUAUAUCGGCUAUCUCUGUUGCUGAGCGUGUGGCGAAUGAACGUUGCGAAAAUCUUGGCGAGAGCGUCGGUUACUCUGUUCGAUUCGAAUCAGCUAUGCCUCGCCCCUACGGAGCUAUUCUCUUCUGUACAGUUGGUGUUUUGCUGCGUAAACUGGAAGCAGGUCUCCGUGGUAUUUCCCACAUCAUUGUCGAUGAAAUUCACGAACGUGAUGUGAACAGUGAUUUCCUGUUGGUCAUCCUUCGUGACAUGAUCCAUACAUAUCCCGAUCUGCGAGUGAUUCUUAUGUCAGCCACAAUCGACACAACAAUGUUCUCCAAUUAUUAUGGUGGUUGCCCAGUUAUUGAAGUUCCCGGUAGAGCUUAUCCCGUUCAACAAUUCUUCCUUGAGGAUUGCAUUGAGAUGACUAAAUUUGUACCAACUCCAGAAAAUCGAAAGAAUCGCAAAGAAAAGGAUGACGACGAAACAGCCGUUGCUGCGGAAAAUGCCGAGUCACCAGAGUUCCAAAAUUUGAACAAAGUCAUCAAUGAUCCCAAAUACUCGCAACAAACUCGUAAUUCAAUGAGUUUAAUCUCGGAAUCUGAGUGUAGUUUUGAAUUGAUUGAAUCACUAUUGAUUCAUAUUAAGAGCAAGAAUGUUCCUGGGGCAAUUCUUGUUUUCUUGCCUGGUUGGAAUUUAAUUUUCGCUUUGAUGAAGUUCUUGCAAAACAGUUCUAACUUUGGUGGACAGGAUUAUAGGAUUUUGCCAUGCCAUUCCCAGAUUCCCCGAGAAGAUCAGCGAAAGGUUUUUGAACCUGUUCCCAAUGGAGUUACAAAGAUUAUUCUUUCUACCAACAUUGCUGAAACCUCAAUUACCAUUGAUGACAUCGUGUUCGUCAUUGAUAUUUGCAAAGCCCGCAUGAAGAUGUUUACUUCCCACAACAAUCUCACAAGUUACGCAACAGUCUGGGCCAGUAGAACCAACUUGGAGCAGCGUAAAGGGCGUGCUGGUCGUGUACGUCCUGGAUUCUGUUUCACCCUUUGUUCGAAAGCUCGCUUCGAUGCUCUUGAAGAACAUCUUACUCCAGAAAUGUUCCGAACACCACUUCACGAAAUGGCCUUGACCAUAAAAUUAUUGCGCUUGGGUUCAAUUCAUCAGUUCUUGUCCAAAGCUAUCGAACCACCACCACUCGAUGCUGUAAUUGAAGCCGAAGUUCUUCUGCGUGACAUGAAAUGUUUGGAUCCAUCCGAUGAAUUGACUCCUCUUGGUAAGAUUCUCGCUCGUCUUCCAAUCGAGCCACGUCUGGGCAAGAUGAUGAUUUUGGGUACGAUAUUUAAUUGUGGAGACAUUCUCUCGGGUAUGGCAGCUUACUCAAGUACGUUUUCCGAAGUAUUUGCUCUUGAUAUGGGUCAACGACGUUUGGCUAAUCAUCAAAAGGCUUUGGGUGGCAAAAAAUGCUCCGAUCAUGUGGCUAUGGUUGUAGCCACCCAGAUGUGGGAAAAUGCUCGACACAAGGGCGAAGAUGAAGAGAUACGUUUCUGCGAAUGGAAAGGCUUGCAACUCUCAACUAUGCGAGUAAUGGCUGAUGCCAGGAAUCAACUUUUGGAUCUGCUUCAGCAGGCUGGAUUCCCCGAAGAGUCUAUGAUAACCGGAAAAGUUGAUGCCAAUUCAAAUGAUCCCGUUUUGGAUAUGACCAUAGCUCUGCUGUGUUCCGGAUUGUAUCCAAAUGUUUGCUACCACAAGGAGAAACGCAAGGUUCUCACAACUGAAUCGAAGGCUGCUUUGAUUCACAAGACUUCAGUUAACUGCAGCAAUUUGGCAGUGACUUUCCCAUAUCCAUUCUUUAUCUUCGGAGAGAAGAUUCGCACACGUGCUGUCUCUUGUAAGCAGAUGACGAUGGUGGCUCCGUUGCAUUUACUUUUGUUUGGCUGCCGGAAAGUUGAUUGGGUUAAGGAUAAUAUAGUGCGACUUGACAAUUGGUUGAACUUUGAAAUGGAUCCAAAAAUUGCAGCUACUAUAGCUGCUUUGAAACCCGCCAUCGAGGAGCUGGUUACUAUUGCCUGCAAUAAUCCAGAGGAUGUUUUGAAAAUGGAUGAUGCCAAUGCUAGAUUAGUGCAGGUGAUUAAAGAUCUGUGCGUAAUGGAUGCUGGUGAUUUCCAGUUGACUCGAGAAUCUGGUGUUUUACCAUUCCAAAGCAGGCCCGGAGGCGGUGGGCCACCAAAUAAAAUGAGACGCAUGGAUGGUGGAAAUGGAGGUAGUGGUGGUGGAUUCGGGGGCGGCGGUGGUGGUGGUGGUUUUGGAGGCAGUGGCGGCGGCGGUGGUGGUGGUGGACGUUAUGGAAGCAGUGGUUUUGGAAAUGGUGGUGGAUUCGGAGGAGGUGGUCGAUUUGGAAGUGGAGGUGGUGGUGGUUAUGGAGGUGGCGGUGGACGAUUUGGUGGUGGUGGUGGUGGCGGUUUUGGUGGAGGUGGCUUUGGUGGUCGUGGUCGAGGCGGUGGACGAGGAGGAAGACGAUUUUAAAAUAAACAAUAAAAUUUAGUAUUUAAAUGAAAACAUAAUUUUUUUUAUUUAUUUGAUUUUUAUUACAAAAAUGUUGACUUCUUUUAAACACAA